AUGCUACCUAAUUUAAUUAAACCGGACAUAAAACCAAGAUCAUUUUCCCUUAAUGUAGAUUAAUACUGGUUAAAGCAUAAAGCAAAAAGGAAUAAUUCCCACUACUCUUAUAAAAUAGUAGAAAAACUUCAUUCUUAACCUACAUCUAAUGGGAAUAUAAAUUUAGUUCCAUAAAAGGAAAUAUCAGGGUCGUUAAUAAUUAUUAUAGCGAAUGUCGAAGCCUUUUUAAAAGAAAUAGCAUCAAAUCAUAAAUAUUAAUAGUUCUUAAAGUUCAAGGAUUUUCUAAAUGAUAAAUAGGUUACUUAAUUUUUUCAUUACAUAUCGAAUUUUCUGAUAAAUUUGUAGUGCUCUAUUUUUGAACAUCACUAUUGUACUUUCUCACAAAAUAAUAAGGCUAUUGAUAUUGUAACAGCGGACAGUAAAACAGUUUAUGAAGUUAUUACAGAGUUUUUACAUCGUCAUCAAAAAAACCAUGAAAACAUAUAUAUUUAUGGGGGAGAUUUUCAAUUGAUACAUAAGUCAGAGUUUCGAUAAAUUAUUUAUAUUUCUGGAACAAGGAUUGAAAAAUAAAUUAAUAAAGAUGUCAAAAUGAAUGAUAAAAUAUUCCGAUUUAAAACUUAAAUAUAAUGUUAAUUAAACGAUACUAAUUCAGACGAUGUUCUAAUAGAUCAUAGAGUCUAUCAAAUUGGUAUGCAUAAGAAGAACAAAGAGAUUAAAUAGUAUUUACAAUAAUAAAAUAAUGAGAAAAGAGAAUUUGUUACAAAAUAAGGGAAAUCAAAAGAAUUACAAAUAAAGAAGAUUAGUAGUAGUUAAAAAGAGAAAAAAAUAGAUUUGGCUUAAGAAUUGCCAUAAAUUUGUGAUUAAAUUUAUGAAAAGUUUAAAAGGCUAUUUCACAUAGAAUAUAUUAUUGUAGAUAGAGAUGUUUUCUCUUAAUUUUUAUUGCUUUGUGAGCUCAGUAUCUACUAUUCCAAAAAUUUAACUCUAUAAUAAUAAAUUUCUAGAUUGAAUGACGACAAUGAGAAAUUCAGAUUACUUAUAAACAAUGUGCUUUAUUUUGAAUUCAAGAUUCUAAAGAGUAUGAAUCUAAACUUAUAGAAAUUGCAAAAUAGUGUAACACAAACUUUAUUGAAAUUUAUUAACCAAGAUACAAAAUGUUCAGAUGCUUUAAACAAAAUAUACUGGAAUGCAUUUUUGAGAUUCAAGACAUUUUAUAUAGACUAAAAAUGGACGAGCAGCGAUUUUCGUUACUUUUUACUUCUACUUAACGAAGAAUCUCCAUUAACCUUAUAGAUAUACUUGUAACUACCUCUAAGAGAAUUAUCCAAGACAAUUUUCUCACUCAAUGAAGACCUACUUUAAUAAAUAGUAUGGCAAAUUUUAUAUACUAAAUAAUGA
Paramecium tetraurelia is the source of this 1395-nucleotide messenger RNA. RefSeq lists its product as uncharacterized. The transcript has 2 exons. The record is from RefSeq and is a predicted model, not a curated record. Lineage: Eukaryota; Ciliophora; Oligohymenophorea; Peniculida; Parameciidae.